Messenger RNA from Rotaria sp. Silwood2, 411 nucleotides. The record is from the annotation of a GenBank genome assembly. NCBI's taxonomy places the organism in Eukaryota, Metazoa, Rotifera, Eurotatoria, Philodinida, Philodinidae.
AUGAAAUAUUUAUGGUAUUGUAAAAUUCGAACAUAUGCAACCUAUCGUCUAUACGGUAUAUCACCUUAUUCUAUUGUUUUGGUUUGCAUUGAUCGUUUAUAUCGAACAUCAAAAUAUAGUUCUUUACGAGAUAUUGCUACUCCACGUAUAGCUCGUAAAAUUGUAAUAACAAUUAUUCCAAUAUUUCUUUUUUAUUUUCAUAUUCUAUUUCAAUAUAAUAUAAUUUAUUCAAUAUGUCAUCCUUUAAUAUUUUCUUAUUAUCAUUUUCUUAGUUAUUUACUUUUAGUUUUUUAUUGUCUUUUACCACCUAUAUUGAUGUCGAUAUUUUCUAGUUGGACAUUAAUAUUAUUACAUCGUCAUCGUCAAAAACAAGAAAAAAAACUAUCCAUUAAGAAUAAUCUUACCAUAUAA